CUGCGGCUUUUUCUUCGGCCUCCGCCGAGCGCCAGUCCUCGCCCCAGCGCUAGCGGCACGCGGUUGCUCCCCGCCAGCUUGCAGAGUUCCCGGCGCCGGCCGGCUGCUAAGACGCGGAGUGCUGCGUCUCUGAUUGAAAUCAAGGAAGAUAAUACGUGUCCUUCUGAAGAGAAGAAGAGGAUAUCUGUAAGUGUGCUUUAUUGUCAGCUUCCAAAGAUUACUAACUUUUAUCUAUAUCACUAAACUGAACUGCCUUGGCUAUACUGCUGCUCUUACUGCUGCUUCCAUUAUUGCCUUCCUCAUCAAAAUAAGGCUUUCAGAAGCCAAAGAAUAUCAAGAAAUAAGCACCAUUUUUAGAAGCCUUUCCACUAUGAAACCUAAGCUAAAUGUGCUCACCAUUAUUUUGCUGCCUGUCCACUUGUUAAUAACAAUAUACAGUGCCAUUAUAUUUAUUCCAUGGUAUUUUCUUACCAAUGCCAAGAAGAAAAACGCUAUGGCAAAGAGAAUAAAAGCUAAGCCCACUUCAGACAAACCUGGAAGUCCGUAUCGCUCUGUCACACACUUCGACUCGUUAGCUGUCAUAGACAUCCCUGGAGCAGACACUCUGGAUAAAUUAUUUGACCACGCUGUUGCCAAGUUUGGGAAGAAAGAUAGCCUUGGAACCAGGGAAAUCCUAAGUGAAGAAAAUGAAAUGCAGCCAAAUGGAAAAGUUUUUAAGAAGCUCAUUCUUGGGAAUUACAAAUGGAUGAACUAUCUUGAAGUGAACCGCAGAGUGAAUAACUUUGGUAGUGGACUCACUGCGUUGGGACUAAAACCAAAGAACACCAUUGCCAUUUUUUGUGAGACCAGAGCUGAGUGGAUGAUUUCAGCACAGACUUGCUUUAAGUACAACUUUCCUCUUGUGACUUUGUAUGCUACACUUGGCAAAGAAGCAGUAGUUCAUGGGCUGAAUGAAUCUGAGGCCUCCUAUCUGAUUACUAGUGUUGAACUUCUGGAAAGCAAGCUGAAGACUGCAUUGUUGGAAAUCAGCUGUGUUAAACACAUCAUUUAUGUGGACAAUAAGACGGUCAAUAAGGCAGAGUAUCCUGAAGGAUUUGAGAUUCAUAGCAUGCAAUCAGUAGAAGAGUUGGGAUCCAAGCCAGAAAAUGCGAGCGUUCCUCCCAGUAGACCAACUCCAUCGGACAUGGCCAUCGUCAUGUAUACCAGUGGUUCUACCGGCCGACCUAAGGGAGUGAUGAUGCAUCACAGCAAUCUGAUCGCUGGGAUGACAGGCCAGUGUGAGAGAAUACCUGGACUAGGACCGAAGGACACAUACAUUGGCUACUUGCCUCUGGCUCAUGUGCUGGAAUUGACAGCAGAGAUAUCUUGCUUUACCUAUGGCUGUAGGAUUGGAUAUUCUUCUCCACUUACACUGUCUGACCAGUCCAGCAAAAUUAAAAAGGGAAGCAAAGGAGACUGUACUGUACUGAAACCUACGCUUAUGGCUGCUGUUCCGGAAAUCAUGGAUAGAAUUUAUAAGAAUGUUAUGAGCAAAGUUCAAGAGAUGAAUUAUGUUCAGAAAACUCUGUUCAAGAUUGGGUAUGAUUAUAAAUUGGAACAGAUCAAAAAGGGAUACGAUGCACCUCUUUGCAAUCUGUUGCUGUUUAAAAAGGUCAAGGCACUGCUGGGCGGGAACGUCCGGAUGAUGCUGUCUGGUGGAGCCCCGCUGUCUCCUCAAACACACCGCUUCAUGAAUGUCUGCUUCUGCUGCCCCAUCGGCCAGGGUUAUGGACUCACAGAAUCGUGUGGUGCCGGGACGGUCACUGAAGUUACUGACUAUACUACUGGCAGAGUUGGAGCUCCCCUAAUUUGCUGUGAAAUUAAGCUGAAAGACUGGCAGGAAGGCGGUUAUACAGUUCAUGAUAAACCAAACCCCAGAGGUGAAAUCGUAAUUGGUGGGCAGAAUAUCUCCAUGGGAUAUUUUAAAAAUGAAGAAAAAACGGCAGAAGAUUAUUCUGUGGAUGAAAAUGGACAGCGAUGGUUUUGCACUGGUGACAUUGGUGAAUUCCAUCCAGAUGGAUGUCUACAGAUUAUAGAUCGUAAGAAGGAUCUGGUGAAGUUACAAGCUGGAGAAUAUGUAUCUCUUGGGAAAGUGGAAGCGGCCUUGAAGAACUGUCCACUUAUUGACAACAUCUGUGCUUUUGCCAAAAGUGACCAGUCCUAUGUGAUUAGUUUUGUGGUUCCUAAUCAGAAGAAGUUGACACUUUUGGCACAACAGAAAGGGAUUGAAGGAACUUGGGUUGAUAUCUGCAAUGACCCUACCAUGGAAGCUGAAAUACUGAAAGAAAUUCGAGAGGCUGCAAAUGCCAUGAAAUUGGAACGAUUUGAAAUUCCAAUCAAAGUGCGUUUAAGCCCAGAGCCCUGGACCCCUGAAACUGGUUUGGUAACUGACGCUUUCAAACUGAAAAGGAAGGAACUGAAGAACCAUUACCUCAAAGACAUUGAGCGAAUGUAUGGGGGCAAAUAAACAGUUAAUCUCCUGCUCACAGUUGGCCAGAUAGUGGCUUGAUGGUUUUUCAGUUCUGUCUUUUUAAGCCUUUGUCCACCCGUUAGAAUGUCGUGUAUGCCAUUCUACAGACAUGAUCAUAAAACAAAAAACCAAAACUGAUUGAAAUAGUUGUUGAGUCUACUUUAUAAGUUAGUUUUGCAUAGUUCUAGUGAAGCUGAAAUUGAGAAGUUAUUCCCUUUAGUCGUAUAAUUAAUUUUAGAGCAAAAAUUUUGUUUUUAAAAUGUAGCCUAAAACAUACUUGUUUUUAAAAAUACUCAGUGCUGAACAAAACAAAUUGGAGUUGGAGUAGAAUAUAGUUUGGACACAUUUACAACUUCCAAAAUCUAUUGUCUUCCUAGUUCAGGAGAAUUUUAAAUAUUAAGCAUGACAAAAAUAUAUGUUAACACUACUCAAAGCGGAAAUGCUAUACAGGGCUUUCAAAUACUCAUACAACCAUUUAUCUUGAAGGGGAAACUCAAUCGUAAUCUAUACAGCACCAAAUAAUACCUUAGGAGGUAUUAUUUUAAGAUUAUAAUUGUUGCAUAGACUAGCCAUAGAAUCAUUGUAAUGUGAAUAAUUACAGUGCCUACAGUAAGAAUAAAACAACAUACAUACCAAAAAUAUCCAGUCAUGUAUUUGAAGGGAAAUGGAAAAAUUUUUUUGAAAUUUUGAGGUAAAAAAAUCAGUAACUGUAAUUAUCUGAAUGACUUAAAAGAAAAGUACACUUUGUAAAAUUCUGAAAAUUUCCUUUGUGUGGUGAUUCAACGUGAGAGGCGGAGACCAAGAGAAAAAUGCUAACGAUUUAGGAGGAAGCAUUUCCUCUGGUAGUUCAGAUGAUGGAACUAUGAAUCUUGGGAAUUAUGACCCUUGCACAGUUGAAUCUGGUGCAGAUUUAGGCUCUCGAUUUGUUUUUGAUAACAGGGAUGCAUUUUCAAAUGUACUUAUGUUAAAUUAUAUUUGUAAUUUAUGGUUUCUUUGCUAUCACUGAUUUGAUUCUUAAUCAGUAGCUGGCAUUUCAGAAAGACUUUCAUUUUGCUUUAAUUUUGGGAAAGCGGGUUCUGAACAAUGACUUCCCCAAAGUUUUGCCGAAACCUACGGGUGAUUAAUUAGCUUGUGGAUGACUUUGGGGAAGAUCAAGGAAAGAAAACACUGUUACCACUGUUUUUGUUAUUGUUCUUUGUGAAGAAUUUUAGAAACUGGAAAUGCUAGAUUGGGGAGAAGGGCAGAAUUACUUGAGAAGGAACUAAUAUUUGCAGUAACUUGGAGUGUGGGUUUCUUUUUGAAUCUUUCUUUAAAAUCUGGGGUUAUAGAUAACUGAUCUUCACACUCCAGUCGUAGUUACUGUUAAAGCAAAACUUCUUGAUACUGUUAUUCUUUGCACUUUUUCUUAAUCAUUUUAUAUAUAAGCAUGUGUGUAUGUGCGUGUGUGUAUAUUCCCCCACACACGUAUGUUGCUUUCAUUGCUUUGUACAGAUGUGGGCCACCACUGCAACAAAAUUAAAAAAAAAUUUCUUUCUCUAAACUAUUUAUAAAGAGAAUAUUUAAAUAUUAUGUAUAUGGUGGUAAUAAGGAAAAAAAUCUGGUAUUAUAAACAAGAAUGAAGGUUUUUAUAGAAAUUUCUUUCUGUUCAGUGUUCUGCAAAGCAAAAUUCCAGGCAAAUUUUCCCCGAAGUUAUAUAUGAGCAUUGUUAUUCUUCCAACUUGCCUUUGAAGAGUGGUAGACCAUGAUUGUCAAGUAGACUACUGUUCAGAUUCUACUGUUCCUGGCCCACUGUUUAUCUUUUAUGGAUAAUUUUCUUAGACUUUUCCAAUAUGUGACUUUUGCCCCUACUGAGAAUGGUGAUUUUAAGUGUGUGAGUGCAUGCAUUCGCUCUUAUCUUGGAUAUUUGCAACCCCUUCUGCCCCCAUCUCCCGGAAGCUGGAACACUGCCAACUAACCUGCUGUAUAGGUCCUUUAGAAACAUGGAAUUAACACUUAAGGUUGGGUGCUGCUAAUCCUUGUGAAAAUCCAAAUCUUGUUAAGGGACCAGGGAGAUGCCACAACCCCCUUAUUUUUUCAUCUAAAAAUAUACAUGUUGGUGUAAAGCUAAGUCUUUCCAUAUUCAUAGGGACUUUUUAAGUAUUGGAGCCUAAAGGUUUUGAUGUCACAUUUUUAUACCGGUUUCAAUUGUUCACAGUUAUUAUACAUCAGCCAUAAAAAUAGUACUUGAAAAAUUUACUACAAGUAUGUACAUUUGUAAGUCACGUAUAUGGCUUUUGUUUUAAUGACAUGAAAGAAUCCUGCCUCCUUGAUAUUUGUACUCAUUCUUUUUUUUCUACAAAAAUUGUAUGUUUUUUUAAAGAAUGGAAAUACAAACGAUUCUGAAAGUCAGAAGUUAAGAACAGUAAUGUUUCUUUGAUUAUAGAGACUGAUUUGUAAUCUUAGCCUAUAUUUUCCUGAUAGCAUAUGACAAAUGUUUCUAAGGUAACAAGAAGAGAACAGGUUAAACACUGUGUGGUGUUUUGAAUUUGGAGACAAAUAUUCUCAUUUUUAAAUGUAGUUACAAAUUUAAAUGUAUUCAUAUUUGUACUUUCUGUUAAAAUGCACGAUUGUAGGACUGUUAUUUAGAUUUUGUGUUUAUUCUUGAUGAAAAGCUUUAUUUGUUCUCGUUUUUAAGUUUGCACUUGAAUCUUAAUAAAUCCACCCAUGUUAUCAAGCCA
This is a messenger RNA of Ochotona princeps (American pika), 5226 nucleotides long. RefSeq names its product acyl-CoA synthetase long chain family member 4 (gene ACSL4). The transcript has 16 exons. The record is from RefSeq and is a predicted model, not a curated record. Gene Ontology annotation, cellular component: lipid droplet; endoplasmic reticulum; plasma membrane. Lineage: Eukaryota; Metazoa; Chordata; Mammalia; Lagomorpha; Ochotonidae. Gene Ontology annotation, molecular function: arachidonate-CoA ligase activity. Gene Ontology annotation, biological process: long-chain fatty acid metabolic process; neuron differentiation; long-chain fatty-acyl-CoA metabolic process. The coding region runs from base 371 to 2506 and encodes 711 amino acids.